AUGAAGCUAUUUACUAAAAUAAUAAGAGAAGUUUUAAAGCAAUUUUACAGUAUAUUUCAUGUUGAAUCAACAUUUAUCGAAUUUACUGUUAAUAAUAUAUCUAAUAUCAUUAAAAAAGAUGGGGAAACAGAAUUGUUUAAGAUGGCUUACUUUCUUAUCUUUAUGAUUAUAGUAUUUUGUAUUGUGAUUGGGUUAUUU
Hepatospora eriocheir is the source of this 198-nucleotide messenger RNA. Lineage: Eukaryota; Fungi; Microsporidia; Hepatosporidae. The record is from the annotation of a GenBank genome assembly.